GGGCUCGGGCAGCGGGAGCUGGAGGGUUCCGCCGGACCGCGAGGAGCCGCUUCGGGUUGGCUACUCCUCUGACAGGAUUUGUCGCCCCGGGCGUUCCUCACGUCCUCCGUGCGGGCGCCGCGCUCCGGACCGCGCACUGGCUGUGCGUUCUCACCGGAGACUUUUCCCCCUCUCCUCUCCCACGGGGUGCUCUGCAGACGUCCAGGCAUUAGGAGCGACGGCCUGUGGGUGUCGUGGUAGUUUCGUACUUGCUAGAUGGCUAGCAGGUGGCCCCCUAGAAGCAAUGAGACUAGAAAGGAGACUGCAUUAAAUCUCAAUAAUGGGAAGAACCUACAUUGUAGAAGAGACUGUUGGCCAGUAUCUUUCAAACAUCAGUCUUCAAGGAAAGGCUUUUGUCUCUGGGCUUUUAAUAGGACAGUGUUCUUCCCAAAAGGAUUAUGUGAUUCUUGCCUCAAGAACGCCACCCAAAGAAGAACAGAAUGAGAAUCUCAAACAUCCCAAAGCUCAGCUGGAUAACGUGGAUGAAGAAUGGACCACAGAACAUGCCAACCAGGUGUCCAGAAUGCUACCAGGGGGACUUGUAGUUCUUGGAGUUUUUAUUAUUACAACUUUAGAACUGGCAAAUGAUUUUCAAAAUGCCCUGCGCAGACUCGUAUUUGCUGUGGAAAAGUCUGUGUGUAGAAAGAGACUGUGGAAUUUCACAGAAGAGGAGGUCUCAGAACGAGUAGCCCUGCACAUUUGCUCUUCUACAAAAAAAAUAGUUUGUCGAACUUACGAUGUCCACGAUCCAAAGAGUUCAGCAAGGCCUGCAGAUUGGAAGUAUCAAAAUGGACUGUCAGCCUCCUGGCUUUCCUUGGAGGGUACUGUUCACAUUAAUAUUCACAUCCCACUUUCUACCACUUCUAUCAGUUACACUCUGGAGAAAAAUACGAAGAAUGGACUCACACGCUGGGCCAAGCAAAUAGAAAAUGGAGUAUAUUUGAUAAAUGGACAAGUGAAAGAUGAAGAUUGUGACCUAUUAGAAGGACAGAAAAAGUCAUCUAGAGGAAAUACCCAAGCAUCUGGUCAUUCUUUUGAUGUCAGAGUGCUAACACAGCUGCUGCUGAGUUCAGACCACAGAUCUACGGCCACAGUCCAGAUCUGCAGUGGUUCUGUAAACCUGAAGGGUGCGGUUAAGUGCAGAGCUUACCUUCACAGCAGUAAGCCCAAGGUUAAAGAUGCUGUGCAGGCAGUGAAGAGAGAUAUAUUGAACACAGUUGCCGAUCGUUGUGAAAUACUGUUUGAAGAUCUGCUUUUGAAUGAAAUGCCAGAAAAAAAAGAUUCUGAAAAAGAAUUCCACAUCCUCCCUCAUCGAGUUUUUGUCCCCAUUCCUGGGUCUGCUGUAAUGUUAUGUGAUUAUAAAUUUGGUGAUGAAUCAGCUGAGGAAAUCAGAGAUCAUUUUAUAGAGAUGUUAGAUCAUAUGAUUAAAAUAGAAGAUUUGGAAAUUGCAGAGGAUAUAAACACAGCUUGUGUGAGUUCUGUGAAUAAUGAAGCCUUAAUGGACAACAUGGAUGAAAAGCAGCCAAAACAGCCAAUUAAGAGUACAAUAUUGAAAAUUCAGCAAAACAUAGGUGUGAUCGCCGCAUUUGCAGUUGCAGUUCUUGCUGCUGGUAUCUCCUUUCAUUACUUCAGUGAUUAGGGUGAGGCACAAAGAGCUUCCUGACCAUCCAGAGAACACUGACCAACAGUAAUGAAUAAUAAAGAUAUAAACAGUUCAUCUGCAUUUAAUACAGAAACAGUCUGAUCUGCCAUAAUGCCUAUUAGGUGUGUUUCAGACUAAAAUUAAGUCACUAAUUGCCCCAUUUAGCUCUGCUUAUAUUAUAGGUGGCCCAGGUUUCCAUAAAAAUAAAGUUAUGCAUCCAGAUGGAGAUUCCAUGUAACAAAUCAUUUUAAAAAGAUUCAAAAUAAUACAAUAUUAUUGUAGAUUUUAGUCCUGUGGAUCUGGAUCAUACAUUGAUCAAGAUGUUAAAAAUUUGAGCAGUGAGGGUUGAUUACAGUAUCUUAGUAACAGGACAUCAGGAGAAAUUUCUACCAACUUAUGGGUAAGUUCAUCCUCUAAGAUCUUUCUAAUUUAUACUAGUCCAGUAUACUGUGUAUUUUAUUCUGACUGAGGAGUAAGAAACCUUUCUAGAGAGGUUUGAAUCCAUAAAAAAAUGCCAAAAUCAUAUGCUUCUCAGGUUAGUGUGUCAUAGCUAUUUUAAUCUGCUACCUAAGACUUUUGCUUCCAACUGUGUGUUAGACCAGACACUGUAAAAGAACUAAAUCCUGGGUAAAGUCUAUUUUUGAAUAGGCGCUAAGGAAGUAGGAGAGAUCUUCAAGCCUACACCACCAUCUUCUCCCCCUAGAAAAAUGAACCUAUUUCAAGUUGAGAAUCACUGAAUAUUAUAUCAAGCAUCCAAGUUUCUCAGAUGGCUAAUACCAGUGGCAGUGCCCUGUAUGCACUGUACUUUGGGGCUGAUGUGGUGGUGAAGCAGAUCAAGCCACUGUUUGCAAUGUUGCAUCCCAUAUCAAAGUGCUAGUUUGAGUUCCAAGUACAAUGCCUCUGAACCAGCUUCCUGCUAAUGUGCCUGAGGAGGCAAUGGAGGAUGUCCCAAGAACUUGGGUCCUACCACCCAAGUGGGAGACCAGGAUGGAUUCCCUGGCUCUUGGCUUUGACUUGACUCAGACCUGGCUGUUGUGGCCAUUUGGGGAGUGAACCCAGUGGAUGAAGACAGCUCUUUCUAUUGCUCUAUUGCUUUCUAUUGCUUUCGGUUGUUCUGCCUUUCAAAUAAAUAGAUUAAUAAAUCUUUAAAAAAAUAAAAUGCACUGCACCUCAAGCCAAAACAAGGAGAGAGAACUGAAUCUGAGAUGCUGUUCUGGCUGGGACACUUGAAGUUAAAUAACUUCAGAGUGUAGUUCUGUAUCACUGCUGGUGGAAAGAAACGGGAAGCAUUCCUGACCUAGACCCAAGAUUCUCAUGUUGUGAUCAAGCAGUAUUAUGUCAUGACUAAAAACUUUCAACACAAGUUGAAAGAACCUGUUUAAAAAAAACCAACAAAACACUGAAUUCAGUUUUCUAAGGUCUCAUCACCAGUGUAAAAAGUGAGAGAUGGAACUGCAUUGGGCAGAUCUGCAAAAGAACCAGCUGAAACUCCUAGCUGUUCAGAAUAUCUUUAUUGAAAUCAGAAAAAGGAAACUAUCAAACAUGUUGACUAAAAUAUUAGACUCAGCUGAAGAGACUGUGACAUGGAAGCUGUAUCUAAAGAAGUUUUCCAUUGAGCAGCAAGGAGAUGCAAGGAUCUAGAAAAUACUAGAAAGUUCAGAAAGGUGAAGAACUAUAAAAGCUGAGGAGGGCUUGGGGCAGAGAGUGGAGGAGAGGCAGUAUGUGAAGAGAUGACAGAAGUUUUGCAUUUAUUUGAAAAUCAUGAAUUCAUAAAUUCAGAAAGCAUAGUAUAUCCCAAACAUUUAAGUAAAAUCCAUGCUGAGACCAGAUGUAGUGCAUUGCAGUAACAAACUUUUACAGAGCAACCAAAGGGAGAAAAAAAAAAAAAAGACUAUUGAAGGCAAGAUAAUGAAAUAGGCUUCUUAGUAGCAACAGUGUACCCAAAAGGUAAUAGAAUUUAUCCUCAGAAUUCUGAGAUAAACUAAUUAGCUUGAGAAUUUGCACCAAGUAAAACUGAAAUGAACAUGUUCAGGUGAAAAACAGGUUUAACUGUGGAGAGACCACUGGAAACUACAAAAGAGUGAUGUUCAAGGAGAAAAAUGGAGGUGUUUGGUGGAUGGUUAAGACGCUGCUGGGGAAGCUCAGAUUCUACAUCAGAGUGCCUGGGUAGGAGCCCUGGCUCCACUCGCAAUUCCAAGUUCCUUCUAAUGCAUACUGAAUGCAGUAGGUGGUGACUUAAGUAUUUGGGUGUCUUCCACCCAUGAGGGAGACCUGGAUUGUUUUUGGUUCUCAGGUUUGGCAUGACCCAGCCCUGGAUGUUGUGGACAUCUGGGGAGUGAACCAGUGGAUGAGAGAUGUACUCUCUCUCUGUUGCUGCCUUUCAAAAGGAAAAAUAAAAAGGUUUAGAAAAACAACUCCAAGAGGAUUAUAUGAAAUUGAAGACCUAAUGAGCUGGCGUGGAAGUUUGGUGCAGCAGUUAAGGAACCACUUUCAAUGCCACAUCCCAUUUCAGAGUGCCUGGGUUCCUGUCAUGGCUGCACUUCCAAUUCCAGCUUCCUGUUAAUGUGCACCCUUGGAGGCAGCAGGUUGAUGGCCCAAAUACAAAGUUUCCUGCCACCCAUGUGGGAGACCCAGAUUGAGUUCCAGGCUCCUGGUCUAUUCCUGGCUGUUAUGGGCAUUGGGGGAAUGAAAAAGCAGAUGGAAGAUAACCUGUCUCUGUUACUUAUCUUUCUUUCAAAUAAAUAAAAUGUUUUUAAUAAAAUUAAUGAACAAAUAAA
Messenger RNA from Lepus europaeus (European hare), 4458 nucleotides. It is a transcript of the gene ODR4, whose product is annotated as odr-4 GPCR localization factor homolog. The record is from RefSeq and is a predicted model, not a curated record. Bases 320 to 1678 code for a protein of 452 amino acids. NCBI's taxonomy places the organism in Eukaryota, Metazoa, Chordata, Mammalia, Lagomorpha, Leporidae. The transcript is spliced from 15 exons. Gene Ontology annotation, cellular component: endomembrane system. Gene Ontology annotation, biological process: intracellular protein localization.